This is a messenger RNA of Hyphopichia burtonii NRRL Y-1933, 5903 nucleotides long. RefSeq names its product bifunctional urea carboxylase/allophanate hydrolase (gene DUR1,2). The transcript has a single exon. Lineage: Eukaryota; Fungi; Ascomycota; Pichiomycetes; Serinales; Debaryomycetaceae. Gene Ontology annotation, molecular function: methylcrotonoyl-CoA carboxylase activity; metal ion binding; urea carboxylase activity. Gene Ontology annotation, cellular component: mitochondrion. The record is from RefSeq and is a predicted model, not a curated record. The coding region runs from base 248 to 5737 and encodes 1829 amino acids.
ACAAAUGAAGUGUUUGAAAUCAACUGGCUAAAGGCAGUCGAGUAGCAGUUCGGGCCUGCCCGGGGAGGGUAUGCCAAAGGUAUCAGUUGUAAUUUACGGAUUUUUUCUUUUAUGGUGGUUUAUCGGUGAUGGGUAUAUGCAGGCUUAUCAGCGAUGAAUAAAGUAUUAACAGCAUCGAAGAUCUUAUAAAACUGAAUUGAAUUCCUUUUGAUUUGUUAUUCCAGUCUCUUUCAUUAGAUCAUUCGAAAUGUACGGUUGGACUGUGAAGCAAUGGAUUGACUUCCAUUAUCAAUCAACACCAGACGAUUCAUUGAAACUUCUUGUACAACUUGUCAAAGAUCAAUCUACCAAAGAUGCUGCUUGGAUUAGUUUGGCUUCCAUUGAUCAAUUGAAACAUCAGUGGGAUUUCUUACAGUCCAAAUCAAAUAAACUUGAUUUGCCGCUUUAUGGGGUGCCUGUUGCUAUUAAGGAUAAUAUCGAUGUUAAAGGGUUUAAAACCACCGCUGCUUGUCCCUCUUAUGCUUAUGAUCCAUUGCAAGACGCGACCACUGUUCGUCUUUUAAGAGACGCCGGGGCUAUAAUCAUAGGUAAAACCAAUUUGGAUCAAUUUGCUACCGGUCUUGUUGGUACUAGAUCCCCCUACGGGAUCACCCCAAACACUUUCAAUUCUAAAUACGUGUCUGGAGGUUCUUCCGCUGGUUCUGCUUCAGUUGUGGCAAGGGGGGUGGUUCCUUUAUCCUUGGGUACUGAUACGGCUGGUUCUGGUAGAGUCCCUGCUGCUUUGAAUAACUUGAUUGGUUUAAAACCAACAAAAGGAAUCUUCUCUUGUUCAGGAGUGGUUCCCGCUUGUAAAUCUUUAGAUUGUGUUUCAAUCUUUGCUUUAAAUUUAAAGGAUGCUCAAUUGGCUUUUAACUUAAUGGCCCACCCAGAUGGCUCUAAUGAUGAAUUCUCAAGACCUUUACCUUCAAAUCUUUUAUUAAAAUUUAAAUCAAAUCCAAAUAUCUUGAUUCCACUGGACUUAUUAUGGCAUGGCGAAUCAGAAAAUCCAAAAUUAUACGAAACCGCUGUUGAUCACUUCGAUAAAUUAGGCGCUAAUCUUGUUUCAAAAAGUAUUGCUCCUUUACUUGAUUUAGCUAAAUGUUUAUACGAAGGUCCUUGGGUUGCCGAACGGUACGCGGCUAUGAAAGAUUUCUAUAAAUCAAAUCCUCCUGCUAAAGAUUUGGAUCCAACCGUUACAAAAAUUAUCAAGGGUGGUGAAUCAAUCUCGGCAGCCACUGCGUUUGAUUUCGAAUAUAAAAGACAAGGAAUCUUACAAAAAGUCAACGUUUUAUUAAAAGACAUCGAUGUCAUCAUUGUUCCAACAGCUCCUUUAACUCCAACCAUUGAUCAGGUAUCAAAUGAACCAAUACUCAUUAAUUCCCAUCAAGGUACCUAUACUAACUUCGUUAACUUGGCUGAUAUGUCUGCUUUAGCCAUCCCAGCUGGUUUCCGUAACAGCGAUGGCUUACCCUUUGGUAUCACCUUAUUAUCUCAUAAAUAUAACGAUUAUGCUUUGUUGGACUUAGCUAGCCGCUAUUUGAAAGUUUACCACGAUAAAUUAUCGGUUCCCCAAUUUUAUGGUUGUCUCAAAGAUAAAAAAGUUACCGCUGAUGACAAUAACGAUUUAAUCCCUCUGACUCAAUUACCAAAUUCAGUUCUUAAAAAUUCAGUUAAUUUGGCCGUUGUUGGUGCUCAUUUAAAAGGUUUCCAAUUACAUUGGCAACUAGAAGCAGUUAAUGCAACCUUCUUAAAGUCAACUACUACUUCUUCAAAUUAUAAAUUAUAUGCUUUACCUAAAACCGGCCCUGUUGCUAAACCUGGUUUAAGACGCGUGGAUGCUGACGGUUCUAAAAUUACCAUUGAAAUUUAUUCUGUACCUAGUGAAAAUUUCGGGAAAUUUAUAAGCUUUGUCCCUGAACCUUUAGGUAUUGGGUCAGUAGAGUUAGCUGAUGGUACUUGGUGCAAAUCUUUUAUCUGUGAAGAAGUAGGCUAUAACUUGAAAGGAACUGUCGAUAUUACUUCUUUCGGUGGUUGGAAAAAUUAUCAAAACCAUUUAAGUGAAAAAGAUUCAAAAAAAUUAAAACCUUUUGAUUCAGUUCUUGUUGCUAAUAGAGGUGAAAUCGCAGUCAGAAUUAUCAAAACUUUGAAAAAAUUAGGCAUCACUUCAAUUGCCAUCUAUUCAAAUCCUGAUAAAUAUGCUCAACACGUUUUAGAUGCCGAUCUUGCUGUUCCUUUAGACGGGGUCUCUGCUGCUGAAACAUACAUCAAUAUUGAUAAAGUUAUAAAUGCCGCUAGAGAAACAAAUGCUCAAGCCAUUAUUCCUGGUUAUGGUUUCCUCUCUGAGAACGCAGAUUUUUCUGAUCGUUGUACUCAAGAAGGUAUUGUUUUCGUCGGUCCUUCCGGUGAUGCUAUUAGAAAAUUGGGGUUGAAACAUUCUGCUCGUGAAAUAGCUUUGAAAGCUAAUGUUCCUUUGGUCCCUGGUUCUGAUUUGGUUCCUGAUGCCAAAGCAGCUCGUCAAAUUGCUGCUAAGUUAGAAUAUCCAGUUAUGGUCAAAUCUACCGCUGGUGGUGGUGGAAUUGGUUUACAAAAAGUUGACUCCGAAAAUGAUAUUGAAAGAGUUUUCCAAACUGUUCAACAUCAAGGUAAAUCAUACUUUGGUGAUCCUGGUGUCUUCUUAGAAAGAUUUGUUGAAAAUGCUAGACAUGUCGAAAUCCAAAUGUUCGGUGAUGGUUAUGGUAAGGCAAUUGCUUUAGGUGAAAGAGAUUGUUCUUUACAAAGACGUAAUCAAAAAAUCAUUGAAGAAACUCCUGCUCCAAACUUACCUGAAUCAACUCGUGCUGCCAUGAGAAAAGCUGCUGAAUCAUUGGCAUCUUCUAUGAAUUAUAAAUGUGCUGGUACUGUCGAAUUUAUCUAUGAUGAACGCAGAGAUGAAUUUUACUUUUUGGAAGUUAAUGCUAGAUUACAAGUCGAACAUCCAAUUACCGAAAUGGUUACUGGUCUUGAUUUGGUUGAAUGGAUGUUAUAUAUUGCAGCUGAUAGAGCUCCUGAUUUUAAUCAAAAAAUCAAUGUUACUGGUGCUUCAAUGGAAGCAAGACUUUAUGCUGAAAAUCCUGUCAAGGAUUUCAUGCCUUCUCCUGGUCAAUUAGCUGAGGUUAAAUUUCCAGAAUGGGCAAGAAUUGAUGGUUGGAUAUCUAAAGGUACCGUUGUUAGUGCUGAGUAUGAUCCAACUUUGGCUAAGAUUAUUGUUCACGGUAAAGAUAGAGCUGAAGCUUUGAAGAAAUUACGUCAAGCAUUAAAUGAAACAUUAGUUUCUGGUUGCAUUACAAACAUUGAUUACUUAAGAUCAAUUGCUAACUCAAGUAUGUUUGAAGAAGCUAAGGUUGCUACCAAAGUUUUAGACUCUUAUGAUUAUAGACCAACUGCUUUUGAAAUUGUCAGUCCUGGUGCUUAUACUACUGUUCAAGAUUACCCAGGUAGAAAAGGAUAUUGGCAUAUUGGUGUUCCACCUUCUGGUUGUAUGGAUGAAUAUUCCUUCAGAUUAGCUAACAGAAUUGUUGGUAAUGAUAAGAGUGCCCCAGGUAUUGAAAUAACUUUAAAUGGUCCUAAAUUAUUAUUCCAUCAUGAUGCGAUAAUUUCAGUUACCGGUGGUGAAGCUCCAAUUGAUAUCAAUGGCAAACCAGUUAAACAAUGGAGCCCAAUUCAUAUUAAGAGAGGUGAAAAGUUAUCUAUUGGUAAACUUAGCUCAGGUUGUAGAGCCUAUUUAGCUAUCAGAGGUGGUAUUGACGUCAAUGAAUACUUAGGUUCAAGAUCAACUUUUGCUUUAGGUAACUUGGGUGGUUACAAUGGUAGAGUUUUAAAAUUAGGUGACGUUUUGUUCCUAGGCCAGCCAGAAUUACCAAGUUGUACUUUACCAGUUCCUGUUUCUGAACCUGUUGAGAUUCCAAGAACUUUAAUUCCUUCUUACGAUUUCAAUUCUACUAAAAAUUGGGUUGUUGGUGUCACUUGCGGUCCUCAUGGAUCUCCAGACUUCUUUACUGACGAAGCUGUUAAGGAUUUCUUUACUGAAAAAUGGAAGGUUCAUUACAAUUCUAAUAGAUUUGGUGUUAGAUUAAUUGGUCCAAAACCCAAAUGGGCCAGAGCUGAUGGGGGAGAGGCCGGUUUACAUCCUUCUAAUGCUCAUGAUUAUGUUUACUCAUUGGGUGCUAUUAAUUUCACUGGUGAUGAACCAGUUAUCUUAACUUGUGAUGGUCCUUCAUUGGGUGGUUUUGUUUGUGAAGCUGUUGUUGCUGAGGCCGAAAUGUGGAAAAUUGGGCAAGUUAAACCAGGUGAUUUAAUUCAGUUCAAACCAAUUUCAUACAAGGAAGCCAAACAAUUAAAAUCCAACCAAGAUAAAGCUAUUGAAUCAUUAGAAGGCUCAAUUCCAGAAUUUGGAACCAUUUUAUCUAACCCAGAAAACCCGGUAUUAGCUGAAAUUGAUGAUUUAUCUCAUGGUGCACCAAAGAUUGUUUACCGUCAAGCUGGUGAUAGAUACAUUUUAGUUGAAUAUGGUAAUAAUGUAUUAGACUUGAAUUUGUCUUAUCGUAUUCAUAAGUUAAUUGAAAUGGUCAAUGUCAAUAAAACAGCUGGUAUUGUUGAAAUGUCACAAGGGGUUAGAUCUGUUUUAAUCGAAUACGAUUCUAACAUUAGUCAAGAGGAAUUAGUGAAGACUUUGAUUUCUUUUGAAAAAGAAAUUGUUUUCGUAAAUAAGUGGGAAGUUCCUUCAAGAAUCAUUAAAUUACCAAUGGCUUUUGAAGAUAAGAGAACCUUAGAUGCUGUCAAAAGAUAUCAAGAAACAAUUCGUUCUGAUGCUCCAUGGUUACCUAACAAUGUUGAUUUCAUUGCCAAUAUCAAUGGUAUUGGCAGAAAUGAUGUGAAGGAUAUGUUGUAUUCUGCUAGGUUUUUGGUAUUAGGUUUAGGUGAUGUGUUUUUGGGAGCACCAUGUGCUGUUCCAUUAGAUCCAAGACAUAGACUUUUAGGUACCAAAUAUAACCCAUCAAGAACCUUCACUCCUAAUGGUACUGUUGGUAUUGGUGGUAACUACAUGUGUAUUUAUACCAUGGAAUCACCAGGUGGUUAUCAAUUAGUUGGUCGUACUGUUCCAAUCUGGGACAAAUUGACGUUAGGAGAACAUUCUAAUAAUGGCCAACCAUGGUUAUUAUCACCAUUUGAUCAAGUUGAAUUUUACCCAGUUUCUGAAGAAGAAAUUGAUAAAUUUACUGAUGAAAUGAAUGCUGGUCACUUCAAAGUUGAAAUUAUUGAAUCAGUUUUUGAUCAUGGUAAAUAUUUACAAUGGAUUCAAGCCAACAGCCAAGCUAUUGAAGAGUUCAGAGAAAAUCAAGGUGGUGAUAAAUUAGAAGAAUUCAACCGAUUAAUUCAAGUUUCCAAUGCAGAUUUGGAAACCAGCGGUGGUCCAAAAUUAAGUGAAGAUGAUAAAUUCAGUGAAGAUGCAGAAAUGGUUUAUUCUGAAUAUUCAGGAAGAUUUUGGAAACCUUUGGCUGCCGUCGGUGAUGAAGUCAAAGAAGGUGAUAGUUUAAUUGUUGUCGAAGCUAUGAAGACUGAAAUGGUUGUUGUUGCUCCAAAAGCUGGUAAAGUUGUUAAGAUCUUCCAUAAAAAUGGUGAUAUGGUUGAUGCUGGGGAUUUAGUUGCUGUUAUUGAAUAGUUUUAUUUCUUGUUAUCUUUGUAAUUAUUUAUAUUUUGUUGUUUGUAUUUCGUUUGUAUUUAUCCAUAUUUAUUCAUAUUCAAUUGUAUCUGUUAAUGUAAAUUAUGCUCUAUAUACCGUUAAAGCAGUAGUAAAUUUUGAUAUUGGCGUCGUGCAAACGCGUUGA